ACCAUACAAUGAUUAAACAACAAUAUUCAAAAAUUAUUUUACACUUCCUCUGAAUUGAUAGACAGGGCCGAUGCCCUGGUUGUUUUUCUCCGUUUCCCCUUCCCACUCCCAUUUUCAGCGCACAUUCUCUGCAACGGUUAAAAACAACACAACCUUGAAGCAUGGCUUCUUUGCAAUUCCUUUCCAGUCAACAACUCUACCCUUCUUCCCUCUGCAGUGGCAUAGCACCAAACCCCAACAAUCCUGGUAGAAGAAGUAGAAUAUCUUUGUUUAGAAAAUCUGGGUCGUUUUCUUUCCAUCUUAAUCCUCAAUUUCAAAGAAACCCAUCUGUCAAAGCUGCGUCUGCUGAUCCCAAAACCGGCAGAACACAAUUUGAGGAGAAGUUAAAUAAAUUAGCAGAUGAAGAGGACAAGAACGCUGGACUCUCAAGACUGACUCUCUUUUCCCCUUGCAAGAUUAAUGUUUUCUUGAGAAUAACCAAAAAGAGGGAAGAUGGAUUUCAUGAUUUGGCGUCUCUCUUUCAUGUGAUAAGUCUAGGAGAUAAAAUUAAUUUCGCCUUGUCACCAUCAAAGACUGAGGAUCGUUUGUCAGCCAAUGUGCCUGGGGUUCCCCUUGAUGAUAGAAAUUUAAUUAUCAAAGCUCUUAAUCUGUACCGGAAGAAGACUGGGAGUGAAAACUUCUUUUGGAUUCAUCUUGAUAAAAAGGUGCCUACUGGGGCAGGCCUUGGUGGCGGAAGUAGUAAUGCUGCAACAGCACUGUGGGCAGCCAAUCAGUUUAAUGGUUGUUUUUCCAGUGAGAAGGAACUCCAAGAAUGGUCAAGCGAGAUUGGUUCAGAUGUUCCCUUCUUUUUCUCUCAUGGAGCAGCUUAUUGUACUGGCAGAGGUGAGGUUGUUCAAGACAUUUCCCCUCCACUAUCAUCUAGCAUUCCAAUGGUUCUCAUAAAGCCCCAGGAGGCAUGCUCCACGGCAGAAGUUUACAAGCGUUUUCAAUUGGAUCAAACUAGUAAGAUAAAUCCUCUAAAGCUGCUGGAGAAAAUAUCAAUGCAUGGAAUAUCUCAAGAUGUUUGUAUCAACGAUUUGGAGGCUCCUGCAUUUGAUGUACUUCCAUCUCUUAAAAGAUUAAAACAACGAGUAGCUGCAGCAGGGCAUGGACAGUAUGAUGCUGUUUUCAUGUCUGGAAGUGGGAGCACUAUUGUUGGGAUAGGUUCUCCAAAUCCUCCACAAUUUAUCUAUGAUGACAAAGACUACCAAAAUGUAUUUUUGUCAGAUGCCAGCUUUAUCACUCGGGGAGAGAAUCAGUGGUACAUAGAACCUGCUUCAAUGAGUUCUUAUAGCUCUCGUUCGAAUUUUUCCCAGUCUGUUGAGUAAUUUAUCGUCUUGUAAAGUGAAAAUGAAAAUCAUGAUAUUUAUGGAUGCUCAUUUAUGGUACCUUUCUGUUAGCAGCAUAUUUGUCUUGAAAAUAUCUUGGGUUUCAUCUUGUUGAGAUGGUCAAUAUGUAUGUCUUGCCAUAGAAGGCAACUGAGUCUUACUAGGGAAGGGUAAAGGAUGCAUUUGUCCUUGAUGAACUCUUAUCAGCAGCACAGUUAAAUGUAACCCUUCCAAGCAAGAAAAGAGGAAACACCCUUGCAUCCCA
Molecule: messenger RNA, 1632 nt
Organism: Malania oleifera
Lineage: Eukaryota; Viridiplantae; Streptophyta; Magnoliopsida; Santalales; Ximeniaceae
Product: 4-diphosphocytidyl-2-C-methyl-D-erythritol kinase, chloroplastic/chromoplastic
Exons: 11
Coding region: 162-1367 (401 amino acids)
Biological process (GO): terpenoid biosynthetic process
Cellular component (GO): chloroplast
Molecular function (GO): 4-(cytidine 5'-diphospho)-2-C-methyl-D-erythritol kinase activity; ATP binding
Source: RefSeq, a predicted model, not a curated record